Molecule: messenger RNA, 4796 nt
Organism: Monomorium pharaonis (pharaoh ant)
Lineage: Eukaryota; Metazoa; Arthropoda; Insecta; Hymenoptera; Formicidae
Gene: Wdr33
Exons: 9
Coding region: 579-3755 (1058 amino acids)
Cellular component (GO): mRNA cleavage and polyadenylation specificity factor complex
Molecular function (GO): protein binding
Source: RefSeq, a predicted model, not a curated record
AAGAAAUUGACCAAUUAUAAUCGAAUAUGAGAAGAAUAAUCGAAUAUAAUUGGUUAAUUCCUUAUGGCAUAAGGCUUACUACACUAUUGUAAAUCCGAGCUAAAGAGUUCAAGCAACACGACAGAUCAGAGAGCUUCCUCAAAAGGCGGAAGUCAUGCCGCUCAGACGGAAGUGGUGGCCACGGCCGCGGGCCGAAGCGGAUGUCAUCGCCCAAGAGAGAAUAAUGGCGUCCGCGGCGAACGUACGAUCAGCACGAUAUUCUCGCGGUUUGUCUGUUACUCCGCGAGUUGCAUGCUGAAACGACCGGUUUGCACUCAGCUUUCACUACUUUCCGUUUUCGCUACUUCUUCUGUAGAGUACGAUGGAUCGCGUCUGCCCGUAAACGAAGAUCGAGAACGAGAUACGAUACGAUUCGCGAAAGCGUGCCAAGGCGACCGAACUGGUGAUUGUGAUCCUUUAGAAUGGAUUUAUCAACUGCUCAUGGAGCUGUCAUCGACAUGAAAUAUGUCUGACCCUUAUUGUCCGUUUAAACUGGACGUUUAAUUGAAAUUUAUUUCCUGUAUUUAUAUUCUGUCAUAAUGUCUGGUAAUACUCAAUUUGCAAAUCCACCACCAACUGUAAGCUUACCCAACAUGUCUGUGCCGCCACCCACAACUCCGAACUUGUCGGCGCCACCACCAAAUUUAACCACUAUAAAUACAUCAGGAAGCUAUCAACAUCGAUAUGCAAAUCAUAGAGAAGGUAGUCGUGGUUUUUUCAAACCAUUCAGACCUUAUCACGCUCCAAAAAUUGUUGCUGGGGGACAAGAUACUUUGCAAGAUGAAUUUGAUGGGAAGAGGCUCAGGAAAUCUGUUAUGCGAAAGACUGUCGAUUACAACUCCGCUAUCAUCAAAAGCUUAGAAAAUCGAGUAUGGCAGCGGGACUAUAGAGAUCGCCGUGCGCUUCAGCCAGAUGUAAUAUAUUAUCCCGAUUUACUCCCUCCACCAAGUUAUAUUGACAAUCCAAUAAAUGCAGUUACCACAAGGUUCGUUAAAACGGCUACCAAUAAAAUGCGUUGUCCAAUUUUUUGUAUGGCUUGGACACCAGAGGGUAGACGUCUUGUCACUGGCGCUUCGAGUGGAGAAUUUACUUUGUGGAAUGGCCUUACUUUCAAUUUUGAAACUAUUCUGCAGGCACAUGACAGCCCAGUCAGGACAAUGGUAUGGUCACACAACGAAAGCUGGAUGGUAACAGGGGAUCACGCGGGUUACGUGAAAUAUUGGCAGAGCAACAUGAACAAUGUCAAGAUGUUUCAAGCGCACAAAGAAGCGAUUAGAGGACUCAGUUUCAGUCCAACGGAUCACAAAUUGGCUACUUGCAGUGAUGACGGAACUGUUAGAAUUUGGGACUUUCUUCGCUGUCAUGAGGAACGUAUUCUCAGGGGUCAUGGUGCGGAUGUCAAGUGUGUGCAUUGGCAUCCACAAAAGAGUCUAGUCAUUUCUGGCAGCAAAGACAAUCAGCAACCAGUAAAACUUUGGGAUCCAAAAACUGGACAAUCUCUGGCGACUUUGCAUGCACAUAAGUCCACUGUGAUGGAUGUCAAGUGGAAUGAGAAUGGUAACUGGUUGGUAACUGCAUCAAGAGAUCAUCUUUUGAAACUUUUUGACCUCAGAAAUCUUAGUCAAGAAGUUCAAACUUUCCGUGGCCACAAAAAAGAAGCGUCUAGCGUCGCAUGGCAUCCAAGUCACGAAGGCCUCUUUUGUAGUGGAGGUAGCGAUGGCGCCAUACUCUUCUGGCAUGUUGGAGCAGACAAGGAAGUGGGAGCAAUAGAACAAGCGCACGAUAGCAUAGUUUGGACAUUAGCUUGGCAUCCACUGGGACAUAUUUUGUGUUCUGGUAGUAAUGAUCACACAUCUAAGUUUUGGACGCGUAAUAGACCCGGUGACCUGAUGAGAGACAAGUACAAUCUCAAUACAUUACCGGCAGGUUCAGCCGGUAUCGAUGAUCAUGAAAUUGCUGAUGAAGCAGCAGUGAUACCUGGAAUGGGUCCAGAGGAUAGAAUUAAUGCAGAUUGUGAAUCUGAAGACAAAAAUGGCGGAAUCCCUGGUCUGGAUUUAGAUCAUGCAGUGGACGAGGGCAAGAAAUUCGCCAACAAAAAAGUUCCGUACAGUAAACCGAUCCCGCGAAAUUUCCAAGCACAGUGGAACGAGAUGGAAGCCGAGGAUAUCGAGCAAGUUGAAGCACUUAAUGCGUUUGUCAAUCAAUUAAUAGAGACAACGCCAGGUGCCGUGCCACUAAGCGAAGUUACGCCUAAUGCUAUUAUAUUAUAUGGGAAAAUGAUUCCUGUAGAAUCUGGCUCCAAACUGGCAGAGGCAAUCAGUAAAGGGACCGAUGCGAUAAAUAAGUUGGUAUUCUCUGGUGAAAUAGAAGAACUACGGGAUGUGGUAGGUCCACCGGACAACGCGGACGAAGCUGAGGAGUAUCUGCAUGACGAUGGCGAGAUCGAUUAUUCUAAAGUACCCGAUGUAGAUUUGCCGCCACCCUUGCCCAGUUCGAAAUUUGCGCAGAAUCCGGAGCUAUUAAAAUCGCUAAAUCGCGGUGGCAAGCGCAAGUUUGAUCAGCUGAUUGGCUGGAGUGAUGGUGGAGCUAGCGAUCGCAUAUCCAAGAUGCAUCAACCAGUUUUUGGCGGUAUGAUUACAGAGGACUCCCAGUCAAGCGAUACCGAUCUGAGAUUCGGCAUUGGCAAAUCGAAUCCUCUCGCCGCGGAAAACAACUUCCAUAGCGGUCAGGAAGAUCACAGAAGGAGCGGUUUUCACGUUGAUUCAACGAGGAGUGGCAACCGCAAUGAUGAAGAUCUCAGGUUCAACAUCGCUGGCGGUCCUGGCAGACCUGGCUUACAUAGCGAAUACGAUUCACGUGGCAAUAGUUUCGUAGACAAAGAUUUUCGUAACAUUGGCAGUUUCUUGUCAUCUAAGACUUUGGAUGACGAUGAUUAUGACGACCGAGAACAUGAUAACGUCGGCGAUCGUUGGGACGACGAGAAAGCCGAUGGCGCGCGUUGCAAAUUGGACGGCACGUUCGCUGGCAACACUUUCGACAAGCGCGACAACGGUAUAGCGAUGGGUCCUGGUGGCAUGGGUAACAAUAUGCACGGCCAUAUGGGUGGUAUGCCUCAUCUAUCGAAUCAUCAUAAUAUGCAAAACAUUAAUCCUAACAUGCCGCCGCCGAUACCGAGCUUGGUAUCACAUCCCAAUAUGUCACAACAUCCUGGUAUGCAAAAUAAACCGCCGCAUCCUGGAAUGUCUGGCAUAGAUGGUCCGAUGGCACCACAUAUAAUGCCACACCAUCCGAAUAUGCACCCGGGUUUUGGACCAAAUGGACCACCGCCCGGUGGUUUUGGACCCAAUUUCCGACCACCAUCAAACGGCAAUUUUGGUCCGAAUCAUUUUAGACCGAGUCCGAUGUUACCAUUUGGACCGAAUCAAGGUCCACCGCCGUUCGGCAACAGUUUUCAAGGACCGCCUAAUUUCCGCGGACCAAACGUCGCCCCCAUCAACUUUGAUCGACCGGGCUUCGGAUCCAAUUUCCGCGGCCAAAAUCCACAGGGUCAAUUGAAUAAUUUCAACUCCAACUUUGGCAACUUUGGCAAAAACGGUCCUAAUCGCGGCAUGAGUCGUGGCGGUGGCGAAAAUAUGGGUAGGAGUGGCUACAGUAAUCGAGGUAGAGGACGUGACAACGAUCAAUCGAGAGGAGGGAGGACAAGAGACAAUUAUUGAAGAGAUUUCUCAGAACAAUGUGUGUGAUUAUCGACAAGGUUCUUAUGCCUUGAUAUAAACGGUCUUGCAUGAACUGAAUUGAAGUGAAACUUUGGCUCAGUAUAUAAAAUAAUAUACUAGCGUGAUGAUCACGAACUCUUUUACCCACGUGUGCGAAAAUACCCUCCAUUCAUAUUAUACAUAUAUACAUAUACAUACAUACAUAUAUAUAUAUAUAUAUAUAUAUAUAUAUAUAUAUAUAUAUAAUAUAUUGUGGAAAAAAUUAGUUUUCUUUUUUUCACGAUUUGCCCAAUGAGCUAGUGAUUGGAUGCUUUACGCUAGCUGUCUACGUGGGUCGAUUAUAUACGAGGAUGAUUAAUUAAUCUUUUUUUUUAGGGGGGGAGAGAGAGGGAGAGAGAGAGAGAGAGAGAGAGAGAGAACAAAUCGCUAAUUCAGAUUUGAAUUUAUUCUGAAUUCAGUUGAUUUAUGUCGUGCACAAUAUAAACAGCUUUUUUUCAAGAUAAACGAAAUUGUAAUAUAAUGCAUUAGAGAUCGACGACACGAAUAUUAUUCCGACAGAAACUGUUCACAAGCUGCCUUGCGAGGAAAUUCUUGUUCUGUACGUGGAGUUCGACAAAUGCGCAUUAAUCGCGUCACACGAUGCAUAAUCCUGGAAGAGAUUAAACACUAAUGUAUGAUUGAUUUUGUGUCCGCUGUUUGUCGUCCAUAGCAUGUGAGAGUGCCGGAACAGUUUAUCAUUAUUAAUAAAACGAAAUAACAUAAAGCAUCCUUCGUUUCUGCCCUAUUUUCGCACUAUAUGUAUAUACUAUAUGAUAAACAAGUAAGCUCAAUUGAAAUAACCGUGACAUAAAGGAAUAAAAAAUCAAAAGAAAUUACUUUUUAAAUAGUAUGUUAUUGAACUUGAAGUACAAGGUGUGAGCAAAAUUUAUAUGUAUGUUUCAUAUUUUUAAUUUUGAUUAUAAAGUUGUCCAUUUUUAAGACUUAUUUUAUUAAAUUGCCAACUUAUUCCAUGUUACCAAUUUAAAAGCUUACACAUGUAUG